Ochlerotatus camptorhynchus is the source of this 2676-nucleotide messenger RNA. RefSeq lists its product as uncharacterized. Gene Ontology annotation, biological process: DNA integration. The record is from RefSeq and is a predicted model, not a curated record. Gene Ontology annotation, molecular function: nucleic acid binding. The transcript is spliced from 2 exons. Bases 1 to 2676 code for a protein of 891 amino acids. Lineage: Eukaryota; Metazoa; Arthropoda; Insecta; Diptera; Culicidae.
AUGCGCUCGGAAGACCAGCACUGCCAGCGGUUCUUCUGGUACGACGAGGAAGGUAACAUCGUGGUCUACAUCUUGCAGGUGAUGACCUUCGGAGCCUGUUGUUCGCCUAGCAGCGCUCAGUUCGUCAAGAAUAUAAACGCGGAACGAUUCAAAGCAGCAUACCCAGCAGCAGUUGAAGUCAUCCAAAAGCGGCAUUACGUCGAUGAUAUGCUGGUAAGCGUUGAGACCGAAGAUGAAGCGCUUCGAUUUGCGCAACAGGUGAAGGAGGUGCACUCGAAAGGCGGAUUCGAGAUCCGCAACUGGAUAAGCAACUCGAAACGCGUUGUGCGGGAUCUGCAAGAAGAACAUACAGAUGAGAAAAACCUCGAUCUGUCACUGGAGCUAGCCACCGAGAAAGUGCUCGGAAUGUGGUGGUGUACUGAUUCGGAUACCUUUACCUACAAGCUGAAGGUGCUGCUUCAAGACGUGUGGCGUUCCGGUAUCGACUGGGACGAUGCAAUCGACGAUGCGCUGUUCGACAAGUGGCAAACAUGGCUGCAAGUGCUCCCGCAGGUUGAACGAGUCAGCAUUCCUCGAUGUUACUGCGCACGAACCUCUCCCAGUUGUAAAGACAUCCAGCUCCAUACGUUUGUUGACGCUGGAGAUAACGAAAUUGCUGCGGCCUGUUACCUGCGCUUCGCUCAAGAUGACUUCGUAGAAUGCAGAUUAGUAGCAGCUAAGACCAGAGUCGCUCCAUUGAAGUUUCUCUCAACACCUAGACUGGAACUUCAAGCAGCAUUGGUUGGCGCCAGGCUAGCACAAUCCGUAUCAGAUGCACUGUCAUUCCGAAUCUCUCGUCGUCACUACUGGUCGGAUUCCCAAGACGUACUCUGCUGGAUCAAAUCUGACCACCGACGUUACUCCCAGUUCGUCGCGUUCCGAGCUAGCGAGAUCCUGGACACCACGGAGAUGAAUGAAUGGAGAUACGUUCCUACAGAUUUGAACGUAGCGGAUGAUGGGACGAAAUGGAAAGGACUUCCUAGCCUGGCUUCAGAGACGAGAUGGUUCUCCGGGCCCGAGUUCCUGCAGCACCCGGAAACUGACUGGCCAGACUCAUCUACUAGCUCGAAUGAAGCCGUUCUCGAACUUCGCCGUAGCGUAUUAACUCACUUCAUCGCUCCGGAACCAAUAGUCUGUUCAAGUGAUUUCUCAGACUGGAAUCGGCUUGUGAAAGUGGUUGCUCUAGCUCAUCGUUUUCCUGCCAACUGCAAACUGAAGCGCCUCCAGGAACCGAUCGUAAGCGGACCUCUCACCAACCACGAAAUAUUCACCGCCGAAUCCUAUCUCAUUCGCGUAGCACAACAGGAAGCCUAUCCGGAAGAAAUAGCAGUCCUUCAGAAGUCACAACAAUGCUCGGAUCAACUAUCAACUCCGAUCCCCAAGUCAAGUCCGUUACACCAGAAGACGCCAUGGCUGGAUCAGAACGGAAUCCUGAGGAUGCGCGGCCGCAUCGCCGCUUGUUUCUACGCAGAAGAUGCUAAACACCCCACAAUACUUCCCCGUGACCACCACACCACCAAGUUAAUCGUUGCACACUACCACCAAAAAUACCAACAUCAGAAUCACGAGACCGUGAUCAACGAGAUACGACAAAAAUACAACAUACCGAAGCUUCGCAUGACCUACACAAAAGUGCGAAGUGACUGCCAAUGCUGUAAGAAUGACCGAGUGAUCCCGCGCCCGCCAAUCAUGGCUGACCUGCCUGCUGCACGACUUGCAGCUUUCGAACGCCCAUUCACCCACGUUGGCGUUGAUUACUUCGGUCCGUACGAGAUCGUCAUAGGUCGACGAGUCGAGAAACGCUGGGGAAUGCUCGCUACCUGUCUCACAAUUCGCGCAAUUCACAUCGAGGUCGUUCACUCCCUCAACACCGAUUCUUGCAUCAUGGCGCUGCGAAACUUCAUUUCCCGCCGAGGAAAACCACGGGCGAUCUACAGCGAUCGAGGUACCAAUUUCAUUGGUGCAAAGCGGGAGAUGACGGAAGCUGAGGAAUCAGUCAACCAAAAUGAACUGAUGAGGGAGUUCGUGGAUGCUGGAACAACCUGGGAGUUCCUUCCUCCCUCUUCUCCACACAUGGGCGGCAGCUGGGAGCGCUUGAUAGGUUCCGUCAAAAAGAACCUGAUUGCAAUCCUACCAGCACGGAAGCUGUCGGACGAGGUAAUACGGAACCUGCUGACCGAAAUCGAGAACACGGUGAAUUCCCGCCCACUGACGCACGUUCCUGUUGAUGACGAUUCAGCUCCAGCCUUGACGCCCAACCACUUCCUACUCGGGGCAUCCAAUGGAAUCAAGCCGCUCUGCACCCUCGAUGACAGUGGUGCCGUGCUGCGCCAAAAUUGGCGACUAUCUCAAGUCCAAACCAACCUGUUUUGGAAGCGCUGGGUAAGCGACUACUUGCCUGAGAUAACUCGCCGUACUAAGUGGUUCAUCCAUACGAAGCCAAUCGAGGUCGACGAUAUAGUGGUCAUAGCUGACCCGAAGAUGCCACGGAACUGCUGGCCGAAAGGCAGAAUCAUAUGUACCCAACCUGGACGAGACGGCCAACCCAGAUCAGCAACAGUUAGGACAUCGACCGGGAUCUACGAACGUCCGGUAGCCAAGAUAGCCGUGCUAGACGUGCGGCGCGGAACGGAGUAA